This is a messenger RNA of Neospora caninum, 4098 nucleotides long. RefSeq lists its product as hypothetical. The transcript has 3 exons. NCBI's taxonomy places the organism in Eukaryota, Apicomplexa, Conoidasida, Eucoccidiorida, Sarcocystidae. The record is from RefSeq and is a predicted model, not a curated record. The coding region runs from base 1 to 4098 and encodes 1365 amino acids.
AUGGCCCCUUGGAUAUCUCAUAUUGAGACGUCUCCUCCCGUCUAUCCGCAUGCGGCAGUCCCGCCUUCGUUCCUCGACUCCGGCGACCGAGGGGGUGCCUUGGCCGUUGCAGGCCGUUCUGAGGAAACGUCUGAGGAACCCCUUCUCAGGAAAAGGGGGAAAGCAGGCGGCGUGCGAGCUUCGCUUCUAACAGGACAAAGGAAGGGCGACGACAAAGGCGUCACAAUGGUACCGCCCAGGUGGGACAGCAGAAAAGGUGUCGCACCCCUGGCACACGAUCCGGUGCGCUACGUCGGACACUAUGGUGACGUGACGCCGUCACCGUCCUCGGACGAGGACGGCACACCCAAGAGCUCGGUCUUCUUCCCUCCGUGCACUUCAGCAAGGUCUGAGGGGCCAGCCCAAGAGAGACAAGGCGGUGAACGACUGACAGUGUCGAAGAAGAGAAACGUUUUUUGGAAGAGCCGGUCCACGGCACCAGAGCAAGACCAACAGGAGGACCACCCCAACGGAUCCGUCGAAGGGCCACCUUCUACCGGGGCGCGGGUCUCUUUUUUCAGCUGCACGAAAACGGACUCUCCACGCGACGCCGCUGAGACCCAGACAGGAACCGACACGUCCACGCCAGCUUGUUUGGGAGGACCAACCUCAAAUGAAGGUAGCUCUGCGACGGAAAAGGCACUCUGGGGGAAGCAGUCACCACUCUGUGAAGUCGCCGUCGGCUGCAUUUGCCGAUGUAUCACCCUUUGCCGUUCCGUCAGUUUCCCGGCCUUGUGGAGGGGCUACGGAAGGCAUUUCAGUGGCCUUGUCCAUGGGCAAACGAAAGCGAAGGAGGAAGCGGCAUCUGCCAACCCGGAUGCCCUCCCCUCUGGCCCGCGCGAUUCUGCGAGUGUCUCAAGGACGUCUUUUGUUUCGAUUUCCUCGACAAAUGUUCCAGCUGACUGUUCUGGCGGUCACCACAGCGACAGCGCUACCAGCGGCGUUAAUCAUGAGGAUUCAGAGAAAGGUGAGGAGGCAUACAAGCGAGACGAGUCUAGUCUGUAUAGAUCAGGAGACCGGUGCGGACUUCCGCACCUUUCUGUGACCUCUGUUGAGGAUCCCUGGACGUUUCUGGCUGUCCAUCUUUCGUCCACAUCUUCGCCCAUGUCCCCCUCGUCUUCCCCCUCUGUGAACGGAGCGACAUCUUCCUUCUCUUACGCGCCCCUGAGGCCCUCUGACCUCGUCGAUCCUCCUCGCGCUUUCGGCGAUGGUGCCGCUGAGUCGGACAUUGGGACAGCGUCUGUCAUUUCGUCUGGGGACUCUGGGAUCUCUUCUUCCUUUGUAAGCUCGGCAGAGCCUCCAGGGAACCAGACGUCUGUACAGACUCAUACGGGCAGUCAAGGCCAAGGGCCAGGAGACGCACCGGAACGUUCAGCAGACCAGGCGGGCUCUCCGGUCAAAUUCUUUCACCGUCUCUGCUCCCGUCGGUGGGGUAGGGAACGGGAACGUUCCACAGCACCUGCGGCAGAAGAUGCGUCUGCGUCCGCUGAGGCGUUUCAUUCGCCCCCUCUUGGGGAAUCCUGUUCUAGUGGUACAGAGGGAGAAAAAUUAGAACCGGUGGCAACAGGGAAAAGCGAGGUGGAGUACGAGGGAAGUGCUCGUGCGAUGAAGACAGAAGAGCCACAGGUCUUGGCAAUUAGAAAUCAGCAUUUUGUCUCUGUGAAUCCAGAGUUCUUGGCCACCACUGAAAUGCCUCAGUUCGCACUUGUGACACGGCACGAAGGGCUUCCUGCAGUGCCGGGAAAUUCCAGCGUUUCUGUCUUCCACGGGGAAGCGACUGUGCAGCGGGAACCCCUUACGCCUGACACAGAACGCCUCGAUCCUUUUGGUGAAGAUGGCAUAAACGACGGCAUGGCAAUACACAGUCGCAAAGUUCGUGCGAAGGUGCUGAAGAGCUGGUUCCAAAGUCGGCACACGCGCCUGCUUAGCGCCAUCGCUUUGCUUUCGAUGCUGCUCCUUUUCUCUCAGUUUUUGACCCUGCCCGUCUGUGUUUUUGGAAGCGUUUUCCUGCUGAGUGCUGGAACGUUGAUGAUCAGUUUUGUUUAUCUGAUACGCGUUCAUGGGCUUGCUGUGGCAGUGUCUCCAAAAACGGCAAAAAUGUUAGAGGAGGAAAGGCUGCUUGACUUGCUGUACGUACAGCUGUCUUCUGGAAGGCACAGCUUUUACAUUUCUCGCCUUCUCGCUCUUCUGUUCUCCAACCCGACCCCUGAAGAGGCUUUAGCACUUCUGGAGGGCUGGCACCCGCUUCUCGUCAAGGUUCUCACGACUCGAGGGAUCAUUCAUGCUAUGCCCAAGUCUUGGAAGUGUGUUUUUUAUGGGACCGGGGAAGGAAGCAGGAAGAUGGAACGGCGCAUUGAGACGAGUCACGUAACCUUGCCGUGCGCGCUCGGCGACAGGGACGCCUUCGAAGAGGACGAAAACGGGAGACAAACGCAGAGGGGCGAAGCUGGUCAGGUGGCAAGAGUUAUGGGGCAAACGUGGACUGAAGAACGAACGGCAAGACUCAGUGGAAAUGACAAACGGCGGGAUACGGUGUCAGCGCUCCACACUAGAGAGCCGGGACUGAACCGAGAACCUGCAAUACGAGAGGAGCCAGAUGAAGAAAGAAGAGACCCCAUGCGGUGCGUGAUUAACGGGCGCGGCACUUCCGCAAUGCGUCGAUAUUUUUCCUUCUCGUCCUCCACAGACUGUAUGGAAACAACUCCGCAGCUUCAUCGCCCACAACCGCCACCUGGUGAAGCAUCCAAAGACCCGUGUAUGCUCUCUUGUGCACCUUACCGCGCACACGCAUGUGACGUCUCUUCGCCCACGAUGCAGCCGCAAGGGAAAGAUGAAAGAGCAGAGUCUCCUCAUUGUCUUUUGACUACGACGACCGAAGGACCGCUCUCGAGACUCCUGUCCAGAGCCGGCAGCGUUGAAAAUAGCGCAGCGACCGCGGAUGGACUUGUCGCAGCUCUCGACUUGAAACCAGAAGACACUCUCCCCUGGUCGAAGGAACUUAUCCCACCUCCUUUCCCCGCUCAUCAGUUCGUCCCCUCGUUCGACGCGUAUUAUACGGGCCGAGAUUUGAAAACAUCGAAACUCGAGAGACAAGCUUGCCAAGUCGUCAGCCAACUGGGACUCCGCGCGGGUAAGGAGACAAAGCAGGGCCUGGCAACGGAACUUUUCGUCCCCUACCUAUCCUGCUCCUUUCUCAGGACCGCGGCGACAACUUUUUCCUCCUCUCGCUCCCGUCUUGGCCCGCCUCGUGAUCACGAGGCUUAUGACUUCUCCAGGGUUAAGAGCCUCCGUCGAAAGGCUAAAGACGAGGCUUCUGCCUGUCGCCGUCACGUGCGCUUUCCUCGCAUCCCUCCUGCGGCAGCGAACGGUAUGCUCGGCCACAUUGUAGACAUUCACAGUGCGUGUUGCAUGCAAGAACCACUCGUUAAAAGUGUGCACUUUCCUGUGUCGAUGUCCGGUGCUGACAAUAGCUUAACUGUCAGUAUACCGGCCACCGCAGAGACGUGCAUUUCCUGGGCCGAUGCCUGCCGGUGUUGUUGUGCACAGAUCCGGAAGACUUACCAGCGUCUGCCUCUGGGUUUCCUCUUUUGGGUAUUGUUGUCUUUCUAUCUCUUUCUUGUUCGUUCUCCGGGCCCUCCUGCGUGGCUGCUUCGUCUUCUUCGACUUCGCCGUCGGCCCUGUCACUCUGAUCCAGCAUUUCACAGGGCUGUUUCACCUAUUUCAGAUCAAGAAUGCUGCCUCAGAAAACAAGGCACUAUCGGCGAUGACAAAGAGCGACGCAUGCGAGGCUCCCUUUCGUUGGCGGUUCAAAACCGCGGCGGUCCUCCAUUCUCGUCGAUCCUGUGCUCUCCGCGUGCCACUGGAAGAGCGUCGCAGUCCUUUCCCGAAAGCAACGCUGGAAAUAUGGACGUUGACAGAGUAAUUCCAGUGAAGGAUCCUCACUGGGAAGUCUGUAAGGAGGUCACCACUCAGUUCUUUGUUGAACAGUUCUGGCCGUUCACACUGCAACACACACACGGGUAUUGUCAUGACGGCAAAAGAGACCCUGAAGGGCAAUAG